AACUAAUCAUGCGUAAUGAUGCGUGCAUCUGCUGUGCUGCCAUCCAUCUUCGGCUCUCUCAUCUUCUCCAGGUUUAAAAAGCGAGGGAACCCUCCAUUUCCCUCAUCUCUUUCUCCCUCCCUCCGUCUUCACCAAAACAAGGUGAGGUGGGUGACUGCAGAAGCUAGGGAGAGAUCAAAUCCAUGGCAGACAAGAUGUCUACAAUUGUGAUGAUGGUGGACCUUGAAUGCGACAGAUGCUACAAGAAGAUCAGAAGGGUCCUCUGCAAGCUCCAAGAUAAAGCAAGCAUCAAGGCUAUCUCCUACGACGAGAAGAACAGCACGGUGACUGUGGCGGGGCCGUUCGACGCCGAGGAGGUCUCCGACAGGCUCUGCUCCAGCGCCGGCAAGGUCAUCACCGACAUACGCGUCGUCAAUGGCAGCAAGACCAAGCCUGGCGCCGGCAGCGCCGGCGCUGCCGCCGCCAAGGCGCACGCGAACAAGCCCGCCAAGGACGGUGGCGGUGGAAAGCCGGAGAUAACCAAGACGAAGCACGUCAAGUUCGAGAUGGCGGACGACAUCGACGGCCACGACCACCACCACCACCACGAAAACAGGAAACCGAAGGUGGUCACCACCACCGCCCUCCCGCGGAUGGAGGCGCCCCGCGGCGAGCCGACGAUGGCCAUGGCGGCGGCGAUGGCGCCGGUGCCCAUGCCGAUGACGAUGCAGGCGCCGGCGACGCCGUCCAUCUGGCCGGCGCCGGCGCCGGCGCUGGAGUGGGGGCACAGCGCCCCGACGUACGGGGCGGGGUGGGCUGCACCGCCGGCAGGCGGGUACUACGGCAGCGGGCCCAUGUACGGGCAGCCGGCGCCACCGCCGUACUACGGCGGCGGCAGGAGCCCGUACGGGGGGCAGCCGCAGUACUACGACGAGGAGCCCGCCGCCGGCUGCAGCGUCAUGUGACCAACCAAACUUUGAAGGCCAUGGUCGAACAUAUAUUUCAUAUACAUCUUCUGCUAUGAUGGCCCAAAAAAAAACGUAUUUUGAUCGGUUUGUUCGUAUCAUGUGCAUGUGUAAAGAUGAACAAGAAAUGCAUGCUAGCUGGGCCGGGAUCCAUGUGUGUAGUAGAGUACUGUAAUGUUUUUUUUUUUUUGAAAGGUAGAGUACUGUAAUUUAGUUGUGUUUUCACCUUGGUGUAUGUAUUUAUGACGAUGAAAACAACCAUGAUCGAGGGUUCUUUUAGAGCUUUAA
Oryza brachyantha (malo sina) is the source of this 1232-nucleotide messenger RNA. RefSeq lists its product as uncharacterized. The transcript has 3 exons. Lineage: Eukaryota; Viridiplantae; Streptophyta; Magnoliopsida; Poales; Poaceae. The record is from RefSeq and is a predicted model, not a curated record. Gene Ontology annotation, molecular function: metal ion binding. The coding region runs from base 183 to 944 and encodes 253 amino acids. Gene Ontology annotation, biological process: regulation of defense response to fungus.